Nicotiana attenuata is the source of this 2447-nucleotide messenger RNA. Its product is annotated as subtilisin-like protease SBT1.2. The record is from RefSeq and is a predicted model, not a curated record. Gene Ontology annotation, molecular function: serine-type endopeptidase activity. The coding region runs from base 110 to 2341 and encodes 743 amino acids. The transcript has a single exon. Lineage: Eukaryota; Viridiplantae; Streptophyta; Magnoliopsida; Solanales; Solanaceae. Gene Ontology annotation, biological process: proteolysis.
AAUGAAACAAUAACUUUCACAGAGGAAGUACUAUAAGUAGUAGCUCCAAAUUAAACUGAAAAAUAUAUCAAAUUCACUUUCAUAAAAAGUUAGUAUCCCAUUUCCAGCCAUGGGAUUCUUGAAAAUCAUUCUAUUUUGCAUUGUUUGCUCUUUCCCAUGGCCUAGUUUCCAGAGUGAUUUAGAGACUUAUAUAGUCCAAGUUGAACCACCAGAAACCCAAAUUUGUACUCAAUCAUCAUCAUUGGAUUUAGAGAGCUAUUACCAUUCUUUUUUGCCUAAAACUACAGCAAUUAACUCAAGGGACAAUGAAGAGCCAAGAAUGAUAUAUUCCUAUCACAAUGUGAUGAGAGGCUUUGCAGCUAGAUUAACUGCAGCACAAGUGAAGGAAAUGGAGAAGAAACAAGGCUUUUUUUCUGCGCGGCCACAGAGGAUAUUGUCCUUGCAAACUACUCAUACUCCAAGUUUUCUUGGUUUGCAACAGAACAUGGGCUUGUGGAAGGAUUCCAACUAUGGGGAAGGCGUGAUCAUUGGAGUUUUGGACACUGGGAUUUUCCCUGACCAUCCUUCAUUUAGCGACGUUGGGAUGCCUCCCCCGCCUGCUAAAUGGAAAGGAGUUUGUGAGUCCAAUUUCACGACAAAGUGUAAUAACAAGAUCAUAGGACUCAGGUCUUUUCGAUUAUCUGAAGGUUCCCCGAUAGAUGAUGAUGGACAUGGUACACACACAGCUAGCACAGCUGCAGGAGCUUUUGUGAAAGGUACCAAUUUCUUUGGGAAUGCAAAUGGCACAGCAGUUGGUGCUGCCCCUCUUGCCCACAUAGCCAUAUAUAAAGUAUGCAGUUUUGCUACUUGUAGUGAAACUGAUACUUUAGCUGCCAUGGAUGCAGCUAUAGAUGAUGGUGUAGAUAUCAUUUCCGCAUCUCUUGGCGGAUUUAGUAACGCUCCAUUCCAUGAUGACCCUAUUGCUCUUGGGGCGUACAGUGCAACAGAAAGAGGUAUUCUUGUUAGUUGUUCUGCAGGCAAUCGCGAGUUUGAUAGCUCUGUAGCAAAUAGUGCCCCUUGGAUUCUCACAGUUGGCGCUAGCACUCAUGAUAGAAAACUAAAGGCCUCUGUUAAGCUUGGAAAUAAAGAGGAAUUUGAAGGAGAAACUGCUGAUCAGCAAAAGACCUCCAACUCAACAUUCAUCGCUCUAUAUGAUGCUGGAAAGAAUGCAAGUGAUCAAGAUGCUCCAUUCUGUAGAUCGUGGGCGAUGACUGAUCCUGCUAUCAAAGGUAAGAUAGUCUUGUGUCGAAAAGAUGCAAGUAGUCUCACCAGUAGUCAAGGACGAAAUGUAAAGGACGCUGGAGGCGUUGGCAUGAUUCUCAUCAAUAAUCCGGAAGAUGGUGUCACUAAAUCAGCUACUGCUCAUGUCCUUCCCGCAUUAGAUGUUUCACAUGAAGAAGGAGAGAAAAUUAAGGCCUAUAUAAAUUCAACUUCAAAUCCUAUUGCUGCAAUUACAUUCCAGGGAACAGUAAUAGGAGAUAAAAAUGCUCCUAUUGUUGCUUCAUUUUCUACUCGAGGACCAAGCCGAGCAAAUCCUGGCAUCUUAAAACCUGAUAUUAUCGGUCCUGGUGUUAAUGUACUCGCUGCUUGGCCUACCACCGUGAAUAUCCCCAACAAAAACACAAAUUCUGCAUUCAAUAUUCUAUCUGGUACCUCAAUGUCUUGCGCUCACCUUAGUGGCAUAGCAGCUCUGCUGAAGAGCGCGCAUCCUAAUUGGUCUUCUUCUGCUAUUAAGUCCGCAAUCAUGACAACUGCUGACACAUUAAACCUUGCCAAGAAUCCAAUAUUAGAUGAAACGCUCAAUCCUGCUAAUAUCUUUGCAACUGGUGCAGGACAUGUUAAUCCGUCGAGAGCAACUGACCCUGGACUAGUUUAUGAUACACCAUUUGAAGACUAUUUACCUUAUUUAUGUGGUUUGAACUACACAAAUCGAGAGGUAGGUUUCAUGUUACAACGCAAGGUGAAUUGCGCGGAGGUGAAAAGUAUCCCUGAAGCGCAAUUAAAUUAUCCUUCAUUUUCCAUCAGACUUAGAUCAACUCCUCAGAUAUAUACCAGAACCGUGACCAAUGUUGGUGACGCGACAUCAACUUACAAGGUGGAGAUAGUUUCACCAAAAGGAGUUGCUGUGAAAGUUAAACCCUCCAAGCUAAACUUCUCUAUGUUGAACCAGAGAUUAACAUACCAAGUGACUUUUUCCAAGACAACCAAUAACUCAAACACUGAUGAAGUUGUUCAGGGAUUCUUGAAAUGGACUUCUAAUAGGCACUCUGUGAGAAGUCCAAUUGCAGUUGUGUUGGUCUAGUGAAACGUACAAGAUUGCCAUGAAAAAUUGACUUGUAUUAAUGCUUUCAAUCUCAAAUGCAUAAUAAACUACUCAUUUUUGAUAUUAGUAGAAUGCUGUUAAUAUA